AUGAAAUUGGCGAAGGCCAGAAGAGCCGUCCUGUGGUCUCUGCGACCAAGGAGGUUGACUGCUAGAAAAUCAACAGUUCCAAAACACUCAAAGAACAAACAAUCACAAUAUAAUGUUGUGCUAACUCCCACUGACGCGUUAGAAGUCGAAGACGCCGAAAAGGAAGGAGCUGAUCCUGCGCGUCCUGAACGUCAACCACCAUUGGAGGUUGAGACGCAGCGGGCCGCUGCAGGAGAGUUUGCAACUGCAAGGUCUGACAUUCUGGGCAAGAGAGGGCGACUCGACAUGGUACACCCGGACAUUGCCAUCCACGAGGAUGCCGAGGAUAGCUUCCAUGACGCUCGUAAGUCGCAGAAACCACUGCGCAGUCACGACAUGGACCAGCCGCAGUAUGACGAGGAAGAUGACUCCAUACCUGGGUCCUGCUCCGAGGAUUCGGAAGAGAGUGAGGACAAAGUCGACGAGAGUGUCAUGGAAGACAUGCGGAAACUAGAGGAGAGUUUCAAAGGCAUCUCUGAAAAAUACCGGUUGAUCAACCGCAUCGGAGAAGGCACAUUCUCGACGGUGUAUAAAGCGGAACAACUCCCUCAGGCGGAUGAUUUCGACCAAGAGAAUGACGUGCCCUCGGGGGUGCUUGAUGAAGAUAUGCCAGCAUGCAAGAGACGGAAGACCAAUUCUACAGACCAACACAUGCGAUCUCGACGAAGGCCCCAGAUUGUGGCUCUGAAGAAGAUCUACGUCACGUCGUCCCCCCACCGAAUCCUCAAUGAACUGGAGCUGUUGCACGAAUUACGAGACUCGCCGUAUAUUUGUCCGCUGCUGACGGCAUUCAGACACCUCGACCAAGUCGUUGCUGUGCUGCCAUAUUUCAAACAUCUGGAUUUUCGGCUAUACUACCGCGAUUUCCUGGUCAAUGACAUGCGUCACUACUUUCGCAGCCUGUUCAAUGGGCUGUGGCACGUUCAUAAAGCUGGAAUCCUGCAUAGAGACAUAAAGCCGACCAAUUUCCUCUACGAUCACUCGAAACGACAAGGAGUGCUUGUUGACUUUGGUCUUGCUGAGCGCCAGGGUACAGACUGGCAACAGUGUCUCUGCACAGAAUUCAAGGAGCGACGCAAAGACAAAUUUCUCAACUCAGUCGCCAUUCAGAUGGUACAGAACCAAGCUGACCUGAUGUCUAAUGGCCAUCCCAAGAAUGAUAGUCGACCUUCACGACGAGCAAACAGGGCAGGCACAAGAGGUUUCCGAGCACCGGAAGUCCUGCUCAAAUGCACAUCGCAGACCACCAAGAUCGACAUCUGGUCUGCAGGUGUCAUCUUAUUGACGCUGUUAGCACGAAGAUUCCCAUUUUUCAACAGUGCUGACGACGUCGACGCCAUGAUCGAGAUCGCCUCUAUCUUUGGUCGGAAGAAGAUGAAGGGUGUUGCUGCUAUGCACGGCCAAGUCUUUGAAACCAACAUUGAAACCAUUGGCGAGCGUGGUUUUACACUCGAGAAAAUUAUCCUUUGGGCAAGCUGUCGAGAGAAGGAACAUGACCAGCUCCGCGCUGGUGAGGCGCAAGCCGUUUCAUUCUUGGAGGGUCUCCUUGAACUUGAUCCUGCUAAAAGAUUGAGCGCGAAAGAAGCACUGCAGCACGAGUUCUUCACAGCACCUGUCGAGGACGAGGAAGAGCGCGCAGAGCGAGAGGCACAAGAUGAGCUCGAAGAAGAGCAGAGAUUAAGGCGUCGCUGAUAAUAUUGUCACAGCAUUUUUGAGGUGUUUGAGGAAUUCAAUGACAGCCUGGUAGAAGUGUAUUAUUAGCAAGCUAGAUACCCCCUGGGACAUUGGACGGCAGGGCAUUGCAUGGUGAGGCUUGUGUUUGACGAACAGUGUGCUUGAUGGGGGAGGGUUUUUGACGAGAUGAAGAAAUGUCCUCGACGCGAAUAGAGCGCCAUUUUAUACAAAUGAAGAAGAAAC
Exophiala oligosperma is the source of this 1956-nucleotide messenger RNA. RefSeq lists its product as uncharacterized. The record is from RefSeq and is a predicted model, not a curated record. Gene Ontology annotation, cellular component: nucleus. NCBI's taxonomy places the organism in Eukaryota, Fungi, Ascomycota, Eurotiomycetes, Chaetothyriales, Herpotrichiellaceae. Gene Ontology annotation, biological process: protein phosphorylation; mitotic DNA damage checkpoint signaling. Gene Ontology annotation, molecular function: ATP binding; protein serine/threonine kinase activity. The transcript has 2 exons. The coding region runs from base 1 to 1731 and encodes 576 amino acids.